Zea mays is the source of this 1725-nucleotide messenger RNA. RefSeq lists its product as uncharacterized. Gene Ontology annotation, biological process: regulation of transcription by RNA polymerase II. The transcript has 3 exons. Gene Ontology annotation, cellular component: nucleus. Gene Ontology annotation, molecular function: RNA polymerase II cis-regulatory region sequence-specific DNA binding; DNA-binding transcription factor activity. The record is from RefSeq and is a predicted model, not a curated record. NCBI's taxonomy places the organism in Eukaryota, Viridiplantae, Streptophyta, Magnoliopsida, Poales, Poaceae. The coding region runs from base 306 to 1457 and encodes 383 amino acids.
UCGCCCCACCCCACCCCACCCGCGACGCGGGCGACUUGGCUUCCGCGCCCGGUCGGUCUUGCCCGGCAGCCGGCACGAGUGGCUGGCGAGGCGGGUCGCCCUCGCCAUAUUAGCGCCUCCCUCCUCCUCCUCCUGCUCCUGCGCGCCCCUGCUCGUAAUCCUAACCGCCCUGGUUUCUCUACACGCUACGGGACCGGUAACUUCUAGAACCCACCACCUUCCAUCCUUCCUUCCUUUCCUCUCUCUCUCUCUCUCUCCUCGCGCCCACGGUGCCCGCCAGCCAGAUCCGCGCGUUCACCGGCGCCAUGGCCGCCGAGCAUGCCACCGCCGCGGUGGGUGAGCCGCCUCCCGCCACGUCGCAGCCGGCGGAGGGCGUGACGGCGGCGGCGGGCCAGAGGUCCGUGCCCACGCCGUUCCUCAGCAAGACGUACCAGCUGGUGGACGACCCGGCGGUGGACGACAUCAUCUCGUGGAACGACGACGGGUCUGCCUUCAUCGUGUGGCGCCCGGCGGAGUUCGCGCGCGAUCUGUUGCCCAAGUACUUCAAGCACAACAACUUCUCCAGCUUCGUGCGCCAGCUCAACACCUACGUGAGCGCCCCGUCCCGUUGCAUCCAUCGUUUCGUCUCGGGGUUCAGGAAGAUCGUGCCGGACAGGUGGGAGUUCGCGAACGACUGCUUCCGCCGAGGGGAGAAGCGGCUGCUCUGCGACAUACACCGCCGGAAGGUGUCGCCGGCCACGGGGGCGGUCACGGUGGCCGCCGCCGCUGCGGCCAUCCCGAUGGCGCUGCCCGUGGGCUCUCCGGUGUACUCCGGCGAGGAGCAGGUGCUGUCAAGCUCGUCCCCGGAGCCCCCGUCGCUGCAGCAGCACCCGCCGGCGCCGUCCGGGUCGGGCUCCGGCGGGGUGGUCUCGGGCGACGUGGGCGAGGAGAACGAGCGGUUGCGGCGGGAGAACGCGCGGCUGGCGCGCGAGCUCGGACAGAUGAAGAAGCUCUGCAACAACAUCCUCCUCCUCAUGUCCAAGUACGCCGCCACUCAGCAGCCGGACGCCGCCAAGGAGGCGGCCGCCGGGAACUGCACCGGCGAGUCGUCGGAUGCCGCCGCGGCGCCUCCGCUCCCUUCGAUCCUGGAGCUCCUACCCUCGUGCCGCGCCGACCCCGCGCCCGCUGCAGCCGGAACGGAUCACGAGGAUGACGAAAAGGCGGGCGCUAGGCUGUUCGGCGUCUCCAUCGGGCGGAAACGAAUGCGGGACGAGAGCGACCACCACGCCGGCGUCUGCGCAGCGGAGGUGAAAGCCGAGCCGGUGGACGCGCGUCCCGACCAGCAGCGGCAGCGCAACGCCACGGAGCCGCAGUCGUGGCCCAUUUACCGGCCCAGGCCUGUGUACCACCCGCUCCGGGCCUGCAACGGCUCGGGCAGCGCUGGGAGCGACCACGACGGGUCCAACGACUCGAGUUAAAAUUGAGAUGAAGCAUCUUCACGAAGAAGUUGGACGGAGGGGGAAAAGGAGGGAGUAAAACUGUUCUCUGUUCUUGUUGAAGCUAGUUGGUGAUGCAACGCAACAGUGGAAUCCUUGUCAGCUAGAUAGCUAGUCCAAAUUGCGCUUUGCACUUUCUGUUUUGCUGGGGUUAAUUUGAUACGUGUGAGCAUGUAUAGGAACGUGUCCAGAACAUCUAGAUUAGCUGAGGUGGUCGCUGGUCAGAAUUUGAGAUGGAUAUUCCGAUAAA